AAAUGUGGUAAACACAUGCUGUUAUCUCUUAUUUUAAUUGUGAUUUGUAAUAUUAUGAGUAUAGCGUAAUAGCAAAAUGGGGAAGAAAACGAAAGUAGGAAAACAGCGAAAAGAUAAAUAUUAUCAGCUCGCUAAAGAAACAGGUUAUCGUUCCAGAGCUGCAUUUAAAUUAAUACAGUUGAAUAGAAAGUUUGGGUUUUUGCAAAGAUCUCGAGUAUGCAUAGAUUUGUGCGCAGCGCCAGGAGGAUGGAUGCAAGUGGCUCAUCAGAACAUGCCAGUGUCAAGUGUGGUGAUAGGUGUCGAUCUGUUCCCUAUCAAGCCCGUGCCUGGCUGUAUCAGUUUGACGGAGGAUAUUACCACUGAGAAGUGUAAAUCAGCCAUUAAGAAAGAAAUUAAAACAUGGAAAGCUGAUGUUGUCCUAAACGAUGGUGCCCCAAAUGUUGGUUUGAAUUGGCUUCAUGAUGCGUACCAACAAACAUGCCUAACAUUGAGUGCAAUGAAACUAGCCACAAACUUCUUGAGGGAAGGUGGCUGGUUUAUCACUAAAGUUUUCAGAUCCAAAGACUACCAUGCUUUAUUGUGGGUGUUUAAACAAUUUUUUAAGAAAGUUCAUGCUACCAAGCCUCAGGCGUCUCGUAAUGAAUCUUCAGAGAUAUUUGUUGUCUGCCAAGGCUACAUUGCUCCUGAUACUGUAGACCCAAAGUUCUUUGACCCUAAAUAUGUGUUUGAAGAUUUAGAGAUUGUAAAAAAACAACACACAAACUUAUUGCACCCGGAAAAGCAGAAGAAAGCUAAAGCUGAAGGGUAUAAAGAAAAUGAUUAUACUACUUUUCAUCCUGUGCCAGUUUCUGACUUUAUGGGGAAAGAGGACCACAUUGAUUUAUUGCAGGGUUGCUCUCAGAUUAUGUUAGAUGACAAGUCAAUACUGCAGCAUGCCAAGACAACACAGGAAAUAAAAGAAUGCUGCAAGGACAUCAAGGUGUUGGGUAGGAAGGACCUGAAGAUAUUGCUUCACUGGCUGAAGCAGAUGAAAGAAUUCAAGGCAUCACUGGAGCCGAAGCUUGAGGUAGAGCCAAAUGCAGCUGAAGGGGAUUGCAAGGAAGAUGUCCCUGCUGAUGAGAACGCAGAAGUUGAUGAACAAAUUGCUGGGCUUCAGGAUGAAGAGCGUCGUGCAUCAAAGCGUAAGAGGAAACAGUUGAAUAAGCAAAGACAGAAGUUGGCGGAAAAAAUGAACUUGAAGAUGGUACUAAAAGGAGAUGAUGGACCCACAGAGGAGAGCCAUGACCUGUUCAGAUUAUCUGAUAUUAAAAAUGCUGAGCAACUUACAAAAAUAAUAGAUCAGCAACCAGACAUAGUGGCUGAAGAGAGUGACGAAUCUGAUGAUGAAUUGAAAAUUAAACCCAAGUACAUGAAGUAUGAUGUAGAAUCUUCAAAACUGGAUUCUUCAGGCUUGUAUUAUAAGGACUCUGAUAGUGAAUUAGAAAUGGAGUCGGAUUCUGAAAGUGAACAAGACAAGGAAACACUAGCAUUCUCAGAUUCUGACGACGAAAAGAAAUCCCGCAAGAAAUUGGCUAAACUUACAAAACUAAAUACCUUGGUUAAUAGUAAAUCGACGAAAGCACCCACAAUCCCGAAAAACAACCCGUUGCUAACUGAUUUGGACAAUACUGAUCCAUUAACAAAGAGAGAGAUGAAAGCAGAGCUUUGGUUUCAAAAAGAUUCAUUUAGGGAUCUUGAUGAAGAUGAAGACGAGAAAGUCGAUUUGGACAAAAUGGCUACGAUCUUUAAAGAGAAAGGAAAGAAAGUCAAAGAGGACAUAGAAAUGAUAACAAAAUCAAAUCGUCAUGGUGCAAAGCGCAAACUAUCUCACUCUGAGAGCUCUGAUGACUCAGAUAGUGAUUAUGAUGUUGAAGAAUCAAUCAGUAAUGACGCCAAGGCGGGCGCUAAAGGCAAAAAGGAUGCCUUUGAUGUUGUGCCACAAGAUCCAGAGUUAAAACGUUUGAAAAAGACACUAAAAAUGGAUGCGGAAGCGCUAGCUCUCGGUACAAUGAUAGCCACGUCGAAGAAGUUCAAACGUGACCUGAUCGACGACGCGUGGAAUCGAUAUGCGUUCAACGACAAAAAUCUGCCCGAUUGGUUCACGGAAGAUGAGAAGAAACAUAUGAAGAAACCUGUACUGAUACCUGAGCAAUACAAAGAAGAUUACAAUAGCAGACUUCAAGAUAUAAAUGCGCGACCGAUCAAGAAAGUAGUUGAAGCGAAAGCGAGAAAGAAGAAGCGCAUGAUAAAGAAAAUGGAACGAGCUAAGAAGAAGGUUGAGGCCGUCAUGGAAAACGCAGACAUGUCGGAAAGAGAAAAGGCUCAACAAGUCAGGCAGUUGUACAAAAAGGCGCAGGCAGGAGAUAAGAAAAAAGUUACGUAUGUAGUGGCCAAAAAACACACAUCAGCGAAACGUAUGAAGCGGCCCACAGGAGUUAAAGGACGUUACAAGGUAGUCGACCCGAGAAUGAAAAAGGAUCUCCGCGCACAAAAGGCUAAAGAAAAAACAAAAGGUCGCAGCAAAAAAGCGCAAAAAGGUCCCAAAAAGAAUAAACCACUCAAAAAGAAAGGAGGGAAAACAAAGUAGU
Molecule: messenger RNA, 2627 nt
Organism: Hyposmocoma kahamanoa
Lineage: Eukaryota; Metazoa; Arthropoda; Insecta; Lepidoptera; Cosmopterigidae
Product: pre-rRNA processing protein FTSJ3
Exons: 10
Coding region: 77-2626 (849 amino acids)
Biological process (GO): maturation of LSU-rRNA from tricistronic rRNA transcript (SSU-rRNA, 5.8S rRNA, LSU-rRNA); rRNA methylation; maturation of 5.8S rRNA from tricistronic rRNA transcript (SSU-rRNA, 5.8S rRNA, LSU-rRNA)
Cellular component (GO): preribosome, large subunit precursor; nucleus; nucleolus
Molecular function (GO): rRNA (guanine) methyltransferase activity; rRNA (uridine-2'-O-ribose)-methyltransferase activity
Source: RefSeq, a predicted model, not a curated record